AUGUCUGCCUGCCGCGUUAGAACACCGAACAAAAUCCGCUCUUUGCUUAAGGUAACCGGGUUGGGUGCUGGCGUAUUUAGCGCGUACAGCGUGUGGCGGGGAGAUGAGAAGUUCUACAACAACGUGUUCAUGCCAAUCGUCCGGCUCAUACCGCCGGAAACGGCACACGAUCUAGCGGUUCUCGGCGUCAGGUUAAAAUUGUUCCGCCCCGCGCACCAAGACACGGAACGGCUGCGGACACAUUUACUCGGUAUGACGUUCAGCAAUCCGAUCGGUAUAGCGGCCGGUUUUGACAAGCACGGCGAAGCGGUCCAGGGCUUGCAGCUGAUCGGUUUCGGUUUUGUAGAGAUCGGAUCGGUUACUCCUGAACCACAACCGGGCAAUGCAAGGCCACGCAUCUUUCGCCUGAACGAGGACAAAGCCAUCGUUAACCGGUACGGGUUCAACAGUGAAGGGCACGACGUGGUAUACGAUCGUUUACGACAAUCUCGCGAACAGGAACAUCCCGAGCAAAGAGUAACGCUUGGUAUAAAUUUGGGCAAAAACAAACUGUCCCUUGAUGCGGUCACAGACUACGUGCAGGGUGUGAAGCGCUUCGGCAGUUUGGCUGACUAUCUGGUGAUCAAUGUGAGCAGCCCGAAUACGCCCGGAUUGCGCAGUUUGCAGAGCAAAAGCACGCUACAAACGUUGCUAACAGAGGUGCUUAAGGCACGUGCAACACUGCCGGCCCAUGAGCAAAGACCGAUACUGCUUAAGCUCGCCCCGGACCUUUCGGAGGAAGAUCUGCGUGAGAUAGUGGACGUUAUUAAGGCCAAGGCCUGCGCAGUGGAUGGACUGAUCGUUUCAAACACAACCAUUGACCGACCAUCUACGCUGAGAAGCAAUAAUGCCGGGCAGCUCGGUGGUUUGAGUGGACCACCAUUGAAGCACCGUUCGACUGCGAUGAUCGCCAAGGUGUACAAGCUGACAGAGGGAAAGAUACCGAUCAUAGGCGUGGGUGGCAUUUUUACGGGUGAGGAUGCGUUUGAAAAAAUUGAAGCCGGUGCCAGUGCGGUGCAGUUGUACACGUCCUUCAUUUUCCACGGGCCGCCGGUAGUGCCGAAAAUUAAACGCGAAUUGGAACGCAUGCUGGAAGCGAACGGGUACGCCAACGUGCAGGAUGCUGUCGGUAAGGGGGUGGACAAAUAUUUGUCAUGA
Messenger RNA from Anopheles marshallii, 1197 nucleotides. RefSeq names its product dihydroorotate dehydrogenase (quinone), mitochondrial (gene Dhod). The record is from RefSeq and is a predicted model, not a curated record. Gene Ontology annotation, biological process: pyrimidine ribonucleotide biosynthetic process; 'de novo' pyrimidine nucleobase biosynthetic process. The coding region runs from base 1 to 1197 and encodes 398 amino acids. The transcript is spliced from 2 exons. Lineage: Eukaryota; Metazoa; Arthropoda; Insecta; Diptera; Culicidae. Gene Ontology annotation, cellular component: cytoplasm; mitochondrial inner membrane. Gene Ontology annotation, molecular function: dihydroorotate dehydrogenase activity.